Molecule: messenger RNA, 984 nt
Organism: Eimeria acervulina
Lineage: Eukaryota; Apicomplexa; Conoidasida; Eucoccidiorida; Eimeriidae
Exons: 9
Coding region: 1-984 (327 amino acids)
Source: RefSeq, a predicted model, not a curated record
AUGAGCGAAGCAGCGGCAGAACAGCAGCAGCAGCAGCAGCAGCAGCCCUCUGCAGGUCGUGUGGCUGCUGCUGUUGCUCGGGGCUGCAUAGGGCGCCCUAAAGUUGAGUGCACAGCAGAAUUUGCUGUUUCUUUGCUUAAAAAAGAAUUUGACUUAUCUGCUGCAGCAGAAGAUGAAAUACAACGCCUUCAACAAAUUGCAGAGAAAGUUCUGAAGGAAGUCGUUGAGGUUGCAUCGGGUUCUGAUGAAAUCGAAGCCUUCGCAGCAGCCGCAGUGGACAAAGAGGAUCCCUUUGAAAAGAAUGAAAAAACGAAAGAUGCUCAAGCAUGCGCCCCUGUAGCAACGAAAGCUGAAUUGCAGGCAGCUGUGAAGACACUCGGAAUGGGGCCUGCGGCUUACAGGGGUUUGCCGAAGGACAACCCUGCUGCCUACUGCAAGGGUUUGAGGCGUCAUCUGCAGGAGCUGCAGUCUCGCGUUUUGACGUUUAUAAAGAACAUUUCAGGAGACGUCUUAUCUUCGCUUCCGUCUGCUGAGCAGCUGUCUGAGCUGAAGAAAGCGGCGGAGGCAAAGAAGGAGCUCUCAUCGCUGGAUGCAUCGAACAUUAUACAAGGAAGACCCAAACGGCGCGCGGCGUCUUCUGCUGCGGAAGCAAUAAAGAGAGACAUUCAGAGGGAGUUAGACCGCGAGGCUGCUCAGGCGUCCUCUCAGCCUCACUCUAAAAAGCAAAAGACAGACAAAGAAGAAGGAGCUGCUGCUGCUGCAAGCAGCAGCAGCAGCAGCAGCAGCAGCAGCAACGGCGGAGACGUAGCAGAGCGAAAGAAAGCAAAGGAAGAAGAAGAAGAAGAUGAAGAAGAUGAAGAUGAAGAUGAAGACAGCAGCAGCGACAACUCUGAUGAAUCUGAUGACAGCAGCAGCAACAGCAGCAGCGGCAGCAGCAGCAGCUCGAAUGAUGACGAAGAAGAAGAAGACGAAGACGAAGACUGA